Hydra vulgaris (swiftwater hydra) is the source of this 1395-nucleotide messenger RNA. The record is from RefSeq and is a predicted model, not a curated record. Lineage: Eukaryota; Metazoa; Cnidaria; Hydrozoa; Anthoathecata; Hydridae.
AUGGACAUGGUUUAUACAGAAAAGAUGAUUGAAAAUGAAGAAAAAAAGAAAAACGUUUUGGAACAAUUGAAGGUUUUGUUUCAUACAAAUAAAGUUUUACAAGAAGCCUUUGAUACCUUGAAACUUGAAAAUGAUACUUUAAAAGCAGAAAAUGGAACUUUGAAACUUGAAAAGAACACCUUGAAAAUAGAAAAUGAACAUUUGAAACUUGAAAAGAAUACCUUGAAAAUAGAAAAUGAAAAUAAAAAAAAUUCACAGGAAGAGUUUAAUACCUUAAAGGUUGAAAAUGAAACCUUGAAAGUAGAAAAUGAAACCUUGAAAGUAGAAAAUGAAACCUUGAAAGUAGAAAAUGAAACCUUGAAAGUAGAAAAUGAAACCUUGAAAGUAGAAAAUGAAACCUUGAAAAUAGAAAAUGAAACCUUGAAAAUAGAAAAUGAUGUUCAGAGAGCUGAGAGAGGAAAACUAAUACUAGCUGGUCAAAAUAAAGUUAACCAAAUGCAAGAAUAUUUGGAUGAAAAGAUGCUUGAUUCAAAAAAAUUACAAGAAGAGAUGAAACAACAAGUACAAAGUCUUUUAAUGGAAUCAAAACAUGAGAAGCAAAGACAUGCUGAACAAUUGAGUUUUCAAGAAAAUCUUAAAAUUGAAAUGGAUAACCAACAUAAACAAAUAAUCAAUGAUUUAAGUGAAUGUUUUUUGAAGCGUGAGCUGAAACUGAAAUCAGAAAUGGAUUUAAUGCAAAGCAAAUGUCAUGAAAAGGUUAAAAUGUUGAUAGUGAAAUCUGAAGUUGCCCAGAAAGAAAAUGCUAUUGUUUUAUCAACAUUAAAAGAAGAAAAUGACAUUGUUAUCUCAGUAUUAAAAAAAGAAAAUGACAUUGUUGUAUCAAAGUUAAAAGAGGAAAUAAAAAGAUUGAAUGAAAGUAUAAAAAGUUUUGAUAAUAAUAAAUUAUCGGAGGAAAAUGACUACAAAAGAAAAAUUCAAGAGUUGAUAAAUUUACUCAAAAUAACACAGGAUGAUUUAAAAAGAAAAAGUGAAGAUUUGCAGGAUAGACAGCAGGAGAUUAAAUUGCUUCAAAAUUGUGUAAAACGUGAAUGCGAGGAAAGAUUUGAAUUAACAGAAACUCUUGCAAAAACUAAAGAAGAGCUGCUUUCGAUGCAAAUAAAUUUUUCUACUAGUUCAGGUCUGCUUAAAACGAAAAAAGCAAAUAAUGUUGGUACUGAAGCAAAUAAUAUUGAAAAGAGGGAUCACAUUAUAAUUAAUACUGGAGAAAGAAUUUCUAAACUAAAUGAGAAUGAAGCGAGAAAGCGCUGCAUCAAUAAAGAUGAGUUUGAUAAAGCAAAGUUUGUGAUUAGUUUAAGAAAUAGUUUUAGACGUUAGAUUUUUUUAUAUUUCAUUCAA